Molecule: messenger RNA, 1240 nt
Organism: Cyanistes caeruleus (blue tit)
Lineage: Eukaryota; Metazoa; Chordata; Aves; Passeriformes; Paridae
Source: RefSeq, a predicted model, not a curated record
AUGACAGCGGCAGCUCGGAACCGCGGCCCGGCCCGCUCGGGGCGCCGCGGAACGGACAGGAGAAGGGGCACGGGUGCGGUUCCCGCAGCCUGCGCUUCUCCGGACGGCGGUGGCUGCUCACGCCGUGCUCCCCGCCCCUUCAUUCCCUCCGGGAGUGGCUUCACCAGGCCGCGGGAGUCUGCAGCGAGUCCGCUGGCGGGCCGGUGGCCCUGUGGGCCGAUACGGGCGCCAAAGUUACGAAAACCUCAAGGAGGGAAGCAAGAGAAAAAAGUUAUCCAUCCCUACAGCAGAAAAGCUGCACAGCUUGCGAGGGAUGUACACAAACAGGAGAAGAAAGAAAAGUUGAAGACUGACAAAGCUUUGCGUUUAAGCAUUAUUGGAGAAAAACUGCAAUGGUUUCAAAGUCACCUUGACCCCAGUAAAAUUGAGUACACAAAGAAGGAAGCUGGUGAACUAAUUGAAAAUUAUAUGUGUCGAUUCAAUGCUGAAUUGGAGCAGAUUGAAUUACAAAACAGCAUUAAAGGCAGACAAGGAAUACAGCACGCUUCAAGGGAAGCUGUCAUCAAGCAGACAAUAGAACGUGAAAGACAACUCUAUGAGGGCUAUGGAAUAGAAAUCCCAGACAUUAUGAACAGAAAGCAUCUUAAAUUUUUCAGAGAGUGGGAUGGUGAUCUGAGGAAACUGCCAAACAUCAAAAUGAAAAAGCUGUCAGUUAGGGAUGCUGCCUUCAGUCACCUUGUGGUGACAGAUGCAGAAGCAAAAGAAGACUUGAAUGAAGAGGAAGACGUGGGCCCUGAUGAGCAGCAGCCGAUUCAAGAGCUGAAAUAGUAAAGGGAAUUGUUAGAAACCUAUUUUAGUUUUCACUGGAAAAAGAAAUAAAAUUUAACUAUAUUUCUAAAAGCUUUGUUAGUUGCUUUUUUAUUAUCUCUGUACCUAUGGUAAAGAGUAAACAAUAUUACUGGGUAAAGCUGUAUAUUACUGGAUAAAAUUUUUUGACUAUAAAUAAAUACUUAAAAUCUUAAUCGUGUAAGUUUAUGUCUUGAAAUCCUGACUAACUGAGUCCAUUUUCUGUCUAGAUUCAGACUGGAAAACUUUGUGGUCAGAAAUCCUUACCUUUUUGUGGUAAUUGCAAUAAUCUGUUAAACAUGAGGAACUCUUCUCUUGUACCUUCGUUUCUUUGAGAAUCUGUGUCAGGAUCAUAGAGAGCUGGAAAUGCUUCAAUAAAAUACUGAGUAUUUUA